AUGGUUGGGAUGAAGGUUGGUGGCAAUUUUUGAUUUUUGAUUUUUUUUUGGGGUGAAAAAGGAUUUGGAAAAUUUUUUUUGAAGUGCUGAAUUAUAAAUUUUGAACUUGAAAAUCUUUUGGAAUUCAGAUUUGAAAAUUCAAAAAAUUUAGAAAAAUUAUUCAAAUCUUGUUGAUUUUUUUUUCAUAUUUUGAAAAGUGAUCUGAAAUUUCAUUCAUCUUUAAUUUUGAAGUAUUUUUUAAAAAAUUCAUUCUGAAAAAUUUUUGCUCAAAAAUUUCAGAAUUCUGUUUGGACCCCAGAAUCUCACAUGAAAACUGGAAAUCCAAAUUUUUCAAUUUCAGAAUUCAGAUUUGAGAAUUCAAAAAAUUCAGAAAAAUUAUUCAAAUUUCUUGGAUUUUCAUAAAAUUUUAAAGAAAAUCUGAAAUUUUUGGAAAAAUUGUGAAAUUUUUUCAAAAUUUCAAAAAAAAAAGUACAGUCUCCAAAUUCCGCCAAAAUUUUCUUAACUACAAAAAAAAUACCAGUUAGCCUAACAAUAAAAAAUAGAUUCCAUAAAUCCAAAACAUGUUUUCAUCCUUUAUUUUUAUUUUUAUAUUUUCUCGUAUCCUACUUGACAUUAUCUUCUAUUGUAAAAACAUUUUUCUCUAAUUAACUAUAUAUAUUUUUUAUGGAGUAAAGUGAUUUAAAAUGAAAGUUAAGGUGAAGUUUUUAAAUUUUUGAAAAAUUCAGAAAAUUUAGAUAAUUCUGAAAUAGAUUUCAAGAGCCAUCAUUUUUCAAAAUUUCUAAUAAAUUCAAAAAUUUUUCCAUCUCACCCAAAGCAAUAAUUAAUUCGAAUUUCCGUUUUAUUCCCCCGUUUUCCCCCUCAAAACUUUAUUUUUUUAGAGAUUAUUAUAUGCCGCAAUUCAUCAAAAAUCAAUGGGUAAAAGUGAGUUGCUUUAUUUUUUAAGGCGUGUUUUUCAGCUGCCAUGAUUACAGAGAAAAGGGAAAUCGAAAAAUUAAUGUUCGCACAACUUUUUUUUUUGUUUUUAGUUUGAUCUGGGGAAAUAGGAUUAUUCUACUACUGUAAUUGGAUGUCUGAAAAUGAAAACCGAAUUUUUUAUAGAUUUUUUUUUGUAAAGUUUCAUGAGAAACUUUUUGGUUUCAUUAUUUAUUAUUCAUUUAUUCUGUAGGUUGACGACCAAAAAAAAUUGUAUUGUAUAAAACUAGGAUUAAAAAAAUUCGAAAAAAAAACACUUUUCUCAUCGAUUGUUUCAUUUUUGUGUUCUUUUUCUGGGUACGGCAGAUUUUUGCGAAAUUUUUUUGAAAAUUUUUUGAUUUUUUCAGAAUUUCAAGCUGAACUUUUGAUUUUUAGAAAGUUUGGGGAAAAUUGAUUUUCAAAGAGAUUUUAAAAAGCCCCAUCGUGUUUUGAAAAUCCGAAAACAUUCCUAAUUAUCUUAGCAACCAAAAUAACUUAUUUAUAAACUCAAAAAAAAGUCCUCCACAUAUAUGAAAUUAUAAUCUUGAUGUUUGAUGUUUCCACAUUUUUAGUGACAAAAAUCAACGGAGAAUCUCAAGAACUUCAAAAACUCUGCGAAGAAGACAUUCACAAGCACUUCGGAACAAUGCUGAAAUCUGUGAAAAUUCGAAAAACAGCUUUCGCAUUUCUAUGUUUCAUGUUUGUUUCCGCAAUGAUUUUUCAAUUGACCACUGAUUUUCGAGAAAAUAAAAUUCCUGAUGUGAGAUUUCGGCCUAGCAAAUGGAUCAAUGAAAAGAGUCAGCCUUUGAUUAUUGUGAUAACUCCAACUUAUAAGAGGUUUACAAGAAUGGCAGAUAUGACCAGGUUAGUUAUAUUUUUUUUUUGAAUUUCCUGUUUUUAUCUCAAACAUCUCAAUGAAGAUCUGAACCAAAACCAAAACACAAAAAAACAUUUUGAAAAAUUUAUGCAGCCCCAAAAAAUAAGCAGUCCCAAAAAAUAAGCAGUCCCAAAAAAAUAAGCAGUCCCAAAAAAAAGCAGUCCCAAAAAAUAAGCAGUCCCAAAAAAUAAGCAGUCCCAAAAAAUUAGCAGUCCCAAAAAAUAAGCAGUCCCAAAAAAUAAGCAGUCACAAAAAAUUAGCAGUCCCAAAAAAUAAGCAGUACCAAAAAAUAAGCAGUCCCAAAAAAUAAGCAGUCACAAAAAUAAGCAGUCCCAAAAAAUAAGCAGUCCCAAAAAAUAAGCAGUCCCAAAAAAAUAAGCAGUACCAAAAAAUAAGCAGUCCCAAAAAAUAAGCAGUCCCAAAAAAUAAGCAGUCACAAAAAUAAGCAGUCCCAAAAAAUAAGCAGUCCCAAAAAAUAAGCAGUCCCAAAAAAUAAGCAGUACCAAAAAAUAAGCAGUCCCAAAAAAUAAGCAGUCCCAAAAAUAAGCAGUCCCAAAAAAUAAGCAGUCACAAAAAAUAAGCAGUCCCAAAAAUAAGCAGACACAAAAAAUAUGCAGUCCCAAAAAAUAAGCAGUCCCAAAAAAUAAGCAGUCCCAAAAAAUAAGCAGUCCCAAAAAAUAAGCAGUCCCAAAAAAUAAGCAGUCCCAAAAAAAGCAGUCCCAAAAAUAAGCAGUCACAAAAAAAUAGGCAGUCACAAAAAAAUAAGCAGUCCCAAAAAAAUAAGCAGUCACACAAAUAAGCAGUCCCAAAAAAUAAGCAGUCCCAAAAAAUAAGUAGUCGCAAAAAAUAAGCAGACCCAUGAAAAUAAGCAGUCCCAAAAAUAAGCAGUCCCAAAUUUUUUGGGACUGCUUAUUUUUUGUGACUGCAAUUUAUCUAUUUGACUUUUGCGGUCUGAAAUAACAAAGGCGCAUAGUUCAGUGGUAGCAUUUUGGAUUUUGAAUCUGAGGGUCGGAAGUUCAAUUCCGCUCGGAAACUUUUGUUUUUAUUUUGCCUAAAAAAAAAUCAAAACACAAAAAACAUAAUUUUCAGAAUGGCGAAUACAUUAAUGCAUAUCGAAGAUCUUUAUUGGAUUGUUAUUGAAGAUGGAAGUCAGAAAAAUAAGCAAACAGAUGAACUUUUAAAAAGAUCAAAACUUCGAUAUUCAUAUCUACCAUAUAAAACGGAACCAGGUUAUCCGAGUAAGUUAAUCUAACUCCUCUCUCUUUUUUUUGCUGUUGAUGUUUGAACAAUUUUUUAAAGGGCGAGGUUGGUAUCAGAGAACGAUGGCUUUGAAAUUUUUGCGAACGAAUACUUCGGAAAUUUUGGGAAAUAAUACGAAUGGUGUUGUAUAUUUUGCGGAUGAUGAUAAUGCUUAUGAUAUUCGAUUAUUUACUGAAUAUAUUAGGAAUGUUAAGAAACUUGGAAUGUGGGCUGUUGGUAAGAUUUUGAAGGGGAAGGUUAGACAAAAAAAAUAAGCAGUCCCAAAAAAUAAGCAGUCCCAAAAAAUAAGCAAAAAAUAAGCAGUCCCAAAAAAUACGCAGUCCCAAAAAAUAUGCAGUCCCAAAAAAAUAAGCAGUCCCAAAAAUAAGCAGUACCAAAAAAAUAAGCAGUCCCAAAAAAUAAGCAGUCCCAAAAAAUAAGCAGUCCCAAAAAAUAAGCAGUCCCAAAUUGUUUUGGGUCUGCAAUUUAUUUAUCUGACAUUUUUCGGUCUGCAAACACAAUGGCAAAUAGUUCAGUGGUAGAAUUAUGGAUUUUGAAUCUGAGGGUCAGGAGUUCGAUUCCGCUCGGGAACUUUUGUUUUUAUUUUUUAUGAAGUUUCAAAAAAUGCGAUUUUGCAGGGCUAAUUUUCAGCAUUCUUUAGUUUUUGAGAAAUCACAAUUUCGGAUCAAAAGUUCAUAUUAACACGGAAUUUACAUAAUAAAUGAAAAUUCGUUAUCUCGCGUUUCAAUCGCAAUUUUCUUUUUCAAAAAAGAUAUUUCCUGUUUUAGAAAUAAAAUCAGGAAUUUUUAAAAGAACAAAUGUUUAGAAAAACAAUUUUUGAAAUUCAUGGAAAAUUAGGCGGCCCAAAAAAAAUUAGCAGAUUUUAUCCGCAACAUUUUUGACCCAAUUUUUUGUGCCGAAGAAACCACAAACAUGAAUUUUCUUAGAAAAAAAUUAAAAAGGGCUACUUUUUUCUCAUGAAUCCGGAAUCGGAUCAUCUCCAACCGCAAGAAAAUUCGAGAUAAGAAAAAAGUUACAAAAAAUAAGCAGUCCCAAAAAAUAAGCAGUCCCAAAAAAUAAGCAGUCCCAAAAAAUAAGCAGUCCCAAAAAAUAAGCAGUCCCAAAAAUAAGCAGUCACAAAAAAUAAGCAGUCCCAAAAAAAAUAAGCAGUCACAAAAUUUAUGCAGUCCCAAAGAAAAUAAGCAGUCACAAAAAAAUAAGCAGUCCCAAAAAAUAAGCAGUCCCAAAAAAUAAGCAGUCCCAAAAAAAUAAGCAGUCCCAAAAAAUAAGCAGUCACAAAAAAAUAAGCAGUCCCAAAAAAAAAAAAAAAAAAAAAAAAAAUCUGAGGGUAGUGAGUUCAAAUCCACUCCAAAACUUUUUUUUUGAAGUGGAAAAGUCUCGAAUCUACAAUUUUUUUAGCUUUUUAAAGGUGGAGUCCGAGCAAAAAAUAAGUUGUGCUAAUUUGAAAGAGCAUGUUGCAAUUAGUACAAUCCUCGAAGGAAUUUUUCUGAAAGCUUCUCUAACAUUAGAGAAACACAGCUCCAAACGGUUGGAGAUAUGGACUUUCAAGCCAUUUUACACGGUGUUUCACUGUUUUUUCGAACUUUGUAAUUUUUUAACCAAUGUUUGAGAAGCUUCCAGAAAAAAUCCUUCGAGGAUUGUACUAAUUAGAACAUGCUCUUUCAAAUUAGCACAACUUAUUUUUUGCUCGGACUCCACCUUUAAGAGUUUAAAAGCUACAAAAAAACUCACCCAGAAAUCCGUCCCCAUGUUGUUUUUUUUUUCCAGGCCUAGUUGGUGGAACUGUCGUCGAAGCGCCGCACGUCGUCAACGGAAAAGUCACCGGUUUCGAUGUAAAAUGGAAUGCGAAACGAAUGUUUGCCGUUGACAUGGCCGGAUUCGCCGUGAAUCUUGAUGUUGUUCUACGAACCGAUGCUGUGUUUGGAACAUCGUGUAAACGUGGAGCGGGUGCACCUGAGACAUGUCUAUUGCAAGAUAUGGAAUUGACCAGAAAUGAUAUUGAACCUUUUGGUUUUGAUAAGGAGGUGAGCAUAAAAAUCACUGCGAAAAAAACAAAAAAUAAAAAAAAUUGAAAUGCACACGGGAAGCGCGCACACACACAAAAUGCGCCAGCCUUUUACACCCUGACGCACUUGUGGUGCAUGCACAUUCUUUUGAGGACAACUCACAACGUUUUAACUUGAGUCAGACGCGAGACGACGAGAGUAUUUUGCAAAAAUAUGCCGAAAAUGAAUUUCGCUUCGAGAUAUUUUCAAUAAAACAUGUGUGUUCCUUGAAACAAAAUACGGUAUUUUUUCAAAGGCACACAUAUUUUCUCAAAAAUAUCUCGAAGCGAUCUGUCUUUGAUGACGUCAUCAGACUCCCGUCGUCUCUAGUCUGACCCGGGGGGCAAGGAGUAAAUGAUCGUGAGAGACGCAGAUAAAAACGCGACAAGAGAGUGUGUCACGUGAAGAGUCGCAGACAUGAACCCUUUGCGUCAUUUUAAAAUGUUGUGUAUCUAAUCUUGUUUGCAGAAAGAUCGUGAGAUUUAUGUAUGGCAUACGAAAACAGCUAGCCCAAAUCUUGGUUCGAACAAGAAGAAGACAAAUUCAACAAGCGGCCCGAUCAGAUAUGAAACUUAUGGAUAUAUUGUUGAAACAUAG
Messenger RNA from Caenorhabditis angaria, 5730 nucleotides. NCBI's taxonomy places the organism in Eukaryota, Metazoa, Nematoda, Chromadorea, Rhabditida, Rhabditidae. The record is from the annotation of a GenBank genome assembly.